CCGAAGGGACCUGGAGAGAGAUCCAGAGAGAGACAGAGAGACAGACAGAGAGCGAGCGAGAGAGAAGCUGAGCUCUGUCAGGGCUCAGUCUCCAACUUGUUUCACUCCAUUCAACCUCCUCUCCUUGGGCUUCGGGGCAGUGACUCUGGCGCUUGGGAAUGAAGCCAAGGAUUCGUUCAUGCUUGCCGAGCAUUCUACCAGUGAGCUACAGCCCCAGCCCUACCAUCAUGCCUUUUGCUAAGGCGUCAUGUCCAUGUUUCUCCAGGUUGGUACCUAAGAAGAUGAUAAUCACACAAAUGUGUCCCUUCUACAUGACCGGACUUGGGCUUCUUUUACUGUUGACCAUCCUCCCUGGAACCGCUGGCCAAGGAGAAUCAAGACGGCAAGAACCUGGGGACUUUGUAAAGCAAGAUAUUGGCGGCCUGUCUCCUAAGCAUCCAAAUAUUCCUGAAGACAGCACUGACAACAUCACUAUCUUCACCCGAAUCUUGGAUCGCCUUCUGGAUGGCUAUGACAACCGGCUGCGACCUGGGCUUGGAGAUGCAGUGACUGAAGUCAAGACGGACAUCUAUGUGACCAGUUUUGGCCCUGUGUCAGACACUGACAUGGAGUACACCAUUGAUGUAUUUUUUAGACAGACAUGGCAUGAUGAAAGACUGAAAUUUGAUGGACCCAUGAAGAUCCUUCCACUGAACAAUCUCCUAGCUAGUAAGAUCUGGACUCCUGAUACCUUCUUCCACAAUGGCAAGAAAUCAGUGGCUCAUAAUAUGACCACACCCAACAAGCUACUCAGACUGGUGGACAAUGGGACCCUCCUCUAUACAAUGAGGCUUACGAUUCAUGCUGAGUGCCCCAUGCAUUUGGAAGAUUUCCCCAUGGAUGUGCACGCCUGCCCACUGAAGUUUGGCAGCUAUGCCUACACAACUGCCGAAGUGGUUUAUUCUUGGACUCUUGGGAAGAACAAGUCUGUGGAGGUUGCGCAGGAUGGAUCUCGCCUGAAUCAGUAUGACCUGUUGGGCCAUGUUGUCGGUACAGAGAUCAUCCGGUCUAGUACAGGGGAAUAUGUCGUCAUGACAACCCACUUUCAUCUCAAGAGAAAAAUUGGCUACUUUGUGAUCCAGACCUAUUUGCCAUGUAUCAUGACUGUCAUUCUCUCCCAAGUGUCUUUCUGGCUCAACAGAGAGUCUGUCCCUGCACGCACGGUCUUUGGUGUCACCACGGUACUGACCAUGACCACCUUGAGUAUCAGUGCCAGAAACUCUCUACCUAAAGUGGCGUACGCGACGGCCAUGGACUGGUUCAUAGCCGUCUGUUAUGCCUUCGUGUUUUCUGCUCUGAUUGAGUUCGCCACUGUCAACUAUUUCACUAAGAGGAGUUGGGCUUGGGAAGGCAAGAAGACUCCAGAGGCCGUGGAGACGAAGAAGAAAACACCAGCAGCUCCGACCAAGAAAACGAGCACUACCUUCAACAUUGUGGGGACCACCUAUCCCAUCAACCUGGCCAAGGAUACCGAGUUCUCCACCAUCUCCAAGGGCGCUACUCCCAGUGCGUCCUCCACUCCGACCAUCAUCUCCUCGCCCAAGGCCACCUUUGUGCAGGACAGCCCGACUGAGACGAAGACCUACAACAGUGUCAGCAAGGUUGACAAAAUCUCCCGCAUCAUCUUUCCUGUGCUCUUUGCUAUCUUCAAUCUGGUCUACUGGGCCACAUACGUGAACCGGGAGUCAGCUAUCAAGGGCAUGAUCCGCAAACAGUAGGUCGUGGAGGUGGCCCAGCAGCCAGAGCACUGUACACCCCUGAGGCACCAGGCACCCCGCCCCGGGGCUCCCCUCACACGGUCCAGGAUUCUUCUUUUUAACCCUCAUUCAGAGCUGUGACUCUCAGUUCAUAUUUAUGAAUCUCAGUGAAAAAAUAGCAACCAAAACAUGACUUGUCCCUCUGCCACUGCAUAGUGUCCUCCUCCCACCAGAGCCAAACACUGCCAUUGUCCACCUGCACAUUUUAGCCUGCCGGUUUCCCCCAGCUGCCGGCAUCGCAUGUGUUUUCUUGCAGUCCGCCCACCGCAGGAAGAACAGGAGACCCCUAGUCCCUGUCCUGCGAGCCUUGGCUGUUCGAGAAGUCCAGACUGAGGAGAAUUGUGGGCUGAUUCAGAUCACACGAUUCUGACUUCCUAGGGAGCCAGACCGGACUGCGCAGUGUGGUCCUCUGUGCCACACCUUCUGCCUGCAGCAGGGCCUGCCAGGCAGAGGGCUGUGAGCAGAGGCUGCGUGAGAGUUUUUCUGAGCUGGAGGACGUGAGAAAGUCACCUCCCGGCCAAGGCAACCUGUCCAUCACCAGGUGGGAUAGGAAGGGUUGGUGGUAGUGGAGAAUUCAAGUCUGGCUCAAAACAAAGGGUCACUGGCAGGUAAAAAGUCAUAUUCACCCUUCUGAGGCCCUCGCCCAGCACACCAGGGACCUCUGGUCCUGUGUCAUCGAUGACGAAGCUUGAGAGGGGUGACCUGGAGAUCAAUACAAAUUUCUCUAGCCCUUUUUGAGUCAACUAAACCAUUGAAUUUAUUGACAGUUUUAUACCAUAUUAUGUAAAGGCCAUUUGAUUUAAUUUGUUCUUAAUGUUAGUAAAUGGGACAGGCAUAAAUACACAAAUUUUAUAAGGUAAAUACACUGAGUCGCAGAAGUUUGAAUAAUUUGCCUAGGCCCCUUACAAGUGUCUUUAAUAAACAAUGAUACUGCACCCCUUUUCAGUAGCCAAAAUGGAGAAAGAACUGAGAAGCCAGGUCCAUUUGGACCUCAGAAUCAGCACCAUCUCAGUGGGCCUUCUGGGUCAUGAGGACACUGUAAAGGUCUUUAGAAAGUUUCUGUGUUAUGCUUCUAAGAGCAUGGAUCUGAUUCCGUGCACUUGUCUGGAGACUCCUAGAAGCCCAAGGCAGAGCCACAGAUGGUACAGCAAGCAGAUUGUCCCUGGCCUCCCACAGAAACAAAAGCUGUCCCGGGGUGUGUCCUUAGCUGCUGGUUGCCUUUCCAUCCAUCCUUCCCUGAUCUUCUGCUUCCUUGCCAUUGCUGGGAUAAUGCAUGCCAGUCCCAUUUUUUCCUAAGGCUGUGUCUAUAGGUAAAUUCUUGACUAGAAGAGUGUAGUCUUGUGGACAUGUGGGGAUGGGGGGGUGGGCGGGGCUGUAAAUGAUUGUCUUAAAGAAUUUAGAGUGGAAGCCUGAUCUUCUGUAUCAACUGUGUAUUAAUUGUGUUUCCAAAUGCUUUGGUGCAAUGUUUAGCGGCUGUUUAUUAAAUCCUUUCUGAAUUGUA
This is a messenger RNA of Cavia porcellus (domestic guinea pig), 3297 nucleotides long. It is a transcript of the gene Gabra3, whose product is annotated as gamma-aminobutyric acid type A receptor subunit alpha3. NCBI's taxonomy places the organism in Eukaryota, Metazoa, Chordata, Mammalia, Rodentia, Caviidae. Gene Ontology annotation, molecular function: benzodiazepine receptor activity; GABA-gated chloride ion channel activity; inhibitory extracellular ligand-gated monoatomic ion channel activity. Gene Ontology annotation, cellular component: postsynapse; GABA-A receptor complex; neuron projection. The transcript is spliced from 11 exons. Bases 159 to 1757 code for a protein of 532 amino acids. Gene Ontology annotation, biological process: synaptic transmission, GABAergic; nervous system process; signal transduction. The record is from RefSeq and is a predicted model, not a curated record.